AUGUCUAACUCGCCGGCCUUCCCCUACCCCUACUCUUAUCCGCCGCCACCGCCGCCGCCUUCGCCAGCACCGCCGGGCCUCGGCCUUUAUUUCGGCGUCAUCGGUGUGAUUCUGGUCAUGCUUGCGUUCAAGUUUUUUUGCAAGGACAUCCCUACAGACAAUGAACCUCCCGGACACCAUGGCGGUAACGACGCCGCUGCUUCGGCCACUCAUCAGCAGCGGCGGUCGCCACGGCGACUUUCCGACGGUGAGCAGCUGCACGGCGCCAGCUUGGACGACCGAUCGCGACUCCCCAGCCCGACGCCUAGCCUCCCGGCGGCGUUCGCGUACAACCGGUCGCUGCAGAGAAAAGUGGUGGACACCGCCGGCGAGGAGGUGGCGGCGUGCCCAGUGUGCCUCGGCGCCUUCGAGUUCGGGGAGAUGGUGCAGCUGCUGCCCGUGUGCCUUCACCUUUACCACGCCGAGUGCAUCGACCCAUGGCUGCGCAAGCACUCGACGUGCCCAGUCUGCCGGUCCGAGACCGACCCCAUGGCGGUGAUGGACGUCAGCCAGCUACCACCUGUUUAG
Panicum virgatum (switchgrass) is the source of this 567-nucleotide messenger RNA. RefSeq names its product RING-H2 finger protein ATL39-like. Lineage: Eukaryota; Viridiplantae; Streptophyta; Magnoliopsida; Poales; Poaceae. The record is from RefSeq and is a predicted model, not a curated record. The transcript has a single exon. The coding region runs from base 1 to 567 and encodes 188 amino acids.